AUACUUUGGGGAUCUUUCUUAUAAUUUCUCUCCUCGCACCAUGUACCUCUCAACCUACGGACAAACAAACAAAAACACGAGCUUCUCUUUAACGUACGUUCAUACGGAUGGCUGCCGCGAAGAGGUGCAUGGAUUUUGUUUUAGCCCUCGAUCAUGAACCAUGCAUUCGAUCAAUGUGCAAUGGAAUUCAAAUUCCUUGUCCGGGGUGAUUCAUGUUUGCUUGUAACUUGAAAUAUAGGUUUUACGAGCUUGUAGCUGAAUCUGUCAUUUGUCAUUCAAAGUAGAUUUGGGAGGUGAAUUUUACCAACCAUGGGAAAGAAUUUGAGAGACAAAAACCCUAACAAUUCAUCAGGGAAUGAGCAUUCACCAGGGUGCGUUUGGGGAUUACUUCACAUGAUGAAGUAUCACCACUGGCAUUAUGUCAAGAAAAGACUUGUGCACAAGAGGCAUCGCGGCAAUAAACAUGCUGUUGGAGUUGGGAUUCCGGGAAGCUGUACUGGAAAUGCCUGUAUGCCAGAAGACACUGAUGCUAAGAGUGACAAAUCUAACGGUGAAGAAAGGACGAGGCAGUCCAUUCCAGCAGGCAUACAUUCCGUCAAGGCCCGAAUAAAAGCACGGAUUGCUGGAGAAAUGUCAAAGAAGGGUAGACAUAACCGGGCUUCAAGCUGUCCUGUACGAUCACAAUUGAAGCGAACAGAAUCCAUGCAUCGUUUGGAACCACCACCUAACCUGUACCCGAUUGCUGAAAUGGUAUUGAAUGAGAAUAGUCCUAGAAUUGUUCACCACGGCAAUGAAAAAUCCUGUGCUACAAGCAAUACAAGCAAUCUGGCAUCACUGUCCGCGACAACAUAUGAACGACCAAUUAGUGGCAAUAAUGAUUGUUGUGGAGAUAGUUGCCCGCUAAUCACUAGAGAUCGUACCGUGCAUGACAAGGUUAAUGAGAAUAAAAAAGAUCACACAUUUAUAGAAGAAAAGAUGGAUGAUGACAGAAUGCAAGAUAUGUUCGAGAAGAAGUUGAUACAUGUAAAAGAACUCGAUGCAGAUGCUUCCCUACACCAUCCAAAGGAGUAUUUGGAGGCGUUGGAUAUAAUCAAUGUGAACAAGGAGUUAUUAGUAAAGAUUUUACAUGAUCCCGGCUCUCCUUUAGCUGCGCACUUCCAUAAUCAGCAAGCCGUCAGUGCAAAAAUGGGUUUAACUAAGUCAGAGUCAUUCCCUGUCAAGCUCAGGCACAAGCAUGAAUUGACAGGGUCUCCUUUAAUAGAGGAAAGCAAGUCGAAAAACAGUAUUAAAACAAAGAAAUUAGCAGGGUCAUCUUCUUUGAAAUAUGCUGGUGAACGCUCAAUUCCAUCGAUCAUUGAGCACAAUGCAGAUGGGAUUCAAAAGCUAAACCAAACAAUUGCCGAUAGUUCUGCUUCUGGUACUUCCGAAAGUUUGAGGAACCAAGGUGAGAAUCGCAUGGCAAUUAAACGGUUCAAGGAUCUGAGACAAAAAAUAAAGCAUGUAAUCAAGGAGAGCAGACAAGAGAGACAUAUGAUUGCCAUGGAUGCCAUCCUUCACAAGGUUCCUCAUGGCCAAAAGCUUACUAAAGAAAUGGAGCAAGAGAUCAUUAACCAUUCGAAGGACCCUGCAAUGAACAGAGAAGGUAAAGACAGUCCAGCAAGCAGUUAUGAUAGCGAUCAUUCGGUUUCUACCAUCAAGAAAAAGCAACAGCACCACAUAAGAAGAGCGUCAUCACUCAAUGCAUCGCUAGAUAAGUACUGUGAGUUGUACGAGACUAGUUGCAACAGAGAAGCCAAAUGCCAAACAACAUCCGAGAGAUUGAAGUUGAGAAAUGAAAGAGUAGGCUCACCAUUACGUUAUGUUCCAAAAACGCUGGGGAGGAUUUUUUCGUUACCUGAAAUUAAAUCAUAUAAUUAUCAGAACGAGGAAUCUUCUGAUGUGUUUUCUUCUGGAGCUCCAAUUAGGGCUGUUGUGGAUGGAAAUGCAAGCAGAAGAAGUAGCUUUGAUGAACAAAAUAGUGUACACCAUAGUAUAGGUUCAGAAAAUCAUACGGAGCUAGAUGCGCCUGUAGAAAGUGAGAUUAAAAAUUUGGCUGGCGGUGGUGAAUUCAAGGCAGUUUCCAGAGAUAAGGUGGCAUCAACAUCAAUUGUAAACAGGGAGAAAAGUGCUCCAGUGGAUUCAAUUGUUAACGAUAUUGAAAGCUUGACAGAACCAUUUCCAAUCUCUGUGCCCGAGUUCAACGUUUCCCUCUCUGAAGGAGCAGAAAUGGAAAUAAAACCUCAAGAUGGAAUAGAAAGCUUGGCCAAGCUAGAGCAUGAUUCGCCUAAUGAUACACCUAAGCCGGUUCACAUGGAUACGGAGAAGAUAGGAAGUCCAAUGAAGCACUUGAGGUACGACAUGACUCAGGUCCGCAUUGAUGAAAGAGACUUGGCCGAUUUCAAUUAUGUGCGAGAUGUGUUGGAGCAAUCCAGAUUCAGUGGAAAUGAGUCCCUCGGGACAUGGCAUUUGGAUGAGCAGCCUGUUGAUCCUUUGAUGUAUGGUGACACUGAGGGCUGCUUGGUGCAUGAUCCUGAUUGUUCAGGAAACGAAGAAGGCGGGAAAUGUGAUCACUAUCUUCUGUUUGAUCUGAUCAAUGAGGUGCUGAUGGAGAUAUAUGGGAGAUCAUACAACUACUGUCCGGUGGCGUUGUCUUCCUUAUGUCACAUUCCUCUAAUGCCGGCAGGGCACCAUGUUUUGAAGGAAGUUUGGGCCCUUGUGAGUUGGAACUUGAGCUUGAGACCUGAGGUUGAUCAAUCACUGGAUUAUGCUCUGAGUCGAGACCUGGAGAAGAGCGACGGAUGGAUGAACCUCCAGUUUGAUUCUGAGUGCAUAGGGAUUGAGCUGGAGGACUUAAUUUUUGAUGAACUUUUAGAGGAAGUUCUCUGUGUUUGAGCUUGUGGAUGGAUCUGCCAACAGUUAUCCGAUAUGUUGCCGAAUUAUACAGGAUGAUAUAUGUUCUAAACUACUGUAAAUCUGCAGGGAGGGGGCAAUCCGAUCUUGGGUGCAGAUAAUCGAUCGCUUGGCUCUAGAUAACUGGCCUAACCCACAUCUGUUGCCAUGAGUAGUAAUUAAAGGGUAUGUAAAUAUGUUGUAAAUAUUAGGAAUCCUUUGUUAGGAAGGAUAUAUGUGUGUCCUUUAUUGCUUAUUGUUUCCUUAUAGAAUAAGAAUUGUAUCUUGUAUAUAUAUUUCAGUUAUACAAUACAAUGAAAAUUAAGCCGUAAAA
Malus domestica (apple) is the source of this 3262-nucleotide messenger RNA. The record is from RefSeq and is a predicted model, not a curated record. Lineage: Eukaryota; Viridiplantae; Streptophyta; Magnoliopsida; Rosales; Rosaceae.